Messenger RNA from Ceratina calcarata, 3883 nucleotides. Its product is annotated as putative ATP-dependent RNA helicase DHX57. NCBI's taxonomy places the organism in Eukaryota, Metazoa, Arthropoda, Insecta, Hymenoptera, Apidae. The transcript is spliced from 12 exons. Bases 103 to 3864 code for a protein of 1253 amino acids. The record is from RefSeq and is a predicted model, not a curated record. Gene Ontology annotation, molecular function: ATP binding; RNA binding; metal ion binding. Gene Ontology annotation, cellular component: intracellular anatomical structure.
UAUCUGUUGUCACUACUUCCAGAUUCUAUAUUUUGUAUAAUUUUUCUAAAGAUAUUUGUAUUCUUAAUCUACACGAAACGAAUUUACUUUUAAUUUAAAAAAAUGAAUCGUACUGACAUCGAACUGAUGGAGGACAUUAUAUUAGAAGGAAAGCACGCAGAAAAGAAUAUCACGAAUGGAUCGGGAAACAGUAAGAUUAAAAGUAACAGCCCUCGUGCUUCAAGCAAACUCAAAGUAGAACUUCAAACUUUACGAAUAACCGAAGAAUCUGAACGACAGCUUUAUAAUACGUUAAAACACAUUUAUGGUUCGAGUUUUAAACUUUCCGAUGCGUCAGAAUUUGAAAACAAGACGUCCAAUUUAGGCAAACAAUAUUGGUUGGAAAGAGGCAAUUUAGUUAUUAAAGGAAUAGUCGAUUAUUCUAAUAAAGAUAGUACACCUAAAUCUGCCGAGCAAAUCAGCAGACAAUUUGCAACGUCUAAACUUGAAAGUUAUGGUUUUCAUCAAUUGCAUUGCAUCGAGGCACUUUUACAUACGAGAGGUGAUGUAGGAAAAGCUCUGGAAGUACUGUUUUAUAAAUACUAUGGAUUGGAAAACAUAGCGAGGAGAAAGAUAACUGACAACAUAGACAUGGCAGAUUUAUUAGAACGAAGACAUGAGGAGAAGGAAGCACUUGAAUCGAUUUACGGAGAAAUGUUCAUUGAAAAGAUAAAAGAUCAGAUUUGGACUGUACAAGUUAAACUGGAUUAUUUAGUUAGGAACGAUGAAAUAGAAGAAGAAAUACAAAGAGUAAUGAAGAAACAAGAAAAGGAAAAGGGGAGAGAAGUUUGUAGAUUAUUUCUUCAUAAGAAAUGUAGGUUUGGGACUAAAUGUAGGUUUUUGCACCAUCAACCAGAGGUAUUGAAAAUGCCUGAGAGAGAAGAUCCAUAUUUUACCUUAGAAAUAAGAUUUCCUGAAGGUUGUAAAUAUCCGUACGAGCCGCCUUAUUUUUAUUUUUAUAAAAAUGAUGGUACAUUUCCAAUUAUAAAGUGUUUAAGAAUAGGACGGAAAUUAUAUGAUGAAGCUUUAUCGAUAUCUGAAGAUGGAAUACCCUCUAUUUUUUCAAUAAUAUCACUUUUGGAAAACGAAUAUGAUAUAAAAGGAUACUUAGAAGAGAGCAAAGAACAGUUUCUAGAUCCGAACGAUGUAUUAUUCCAAAAGGAAUCCGAGGACGGAAGCGAAGGGAACACUGCUACGCGUAACGAAUUGGGAUCUACUCAGAAGAAAAAUAGAAGUAACAUUAAAUGGGAAGAGGUGCUGAAGGAAGACGAUUUAAUUGAAAGAAAUUUCAAAGAGAAACAAACAAAUCCGAAAUAUAAAAAAAUGAAAGAAGUUAGAAAAAUGUUACCCGCAUGGCCGAAAAUGAAUGAAAUUUUAGAUAUGAUAUACGGAAAUCAAGUUACUAUAAUUUCAGGUGAAACAGGAUGUGGUAAAAGUACCCAGGUUCCGCAAUUUUUAUUAGAUAGUUGGAUCGUCAAUAGAUCCAAAUCGAAAGAUCAUGUUAACAUAAUAUGCACGCAACCUCGAAGAAUAAGCGCGAUAGGGGUGGCAGAAAGAGUUGCGUCAGAACGAAAUGAACGUAUAGGUGAUACCAUAGGAUACCAAAUACGAUUAGAAAGUAAAAUUUCGCAUAAAACUAGAUUAACAUUUUGUACAACUGGUAUACUGUUACAAAGGUUCUCUAUGAACCCUGAAUUGACAGAUGUUACCCAUAUUAUCGUUGACGAAGUACACGAGAGAAGCGCAGAGAGUGAUUUUCUACUGAUGCUCUUAAAAGAGUUACUGCCGAAACGAUCAGACUUGAAAGUAAUACUUAUGAGUGCAACACUUAAAAGCGAAAUAUUUUCCUCAUACUUCAAAGGAGCUCCUAUUUUAUGCAUUCCAGGAAAGACGUUUCCUGUGGAACAGAUCUUUCUAGAGGAUGUGUUUGAAAGAACAAAUUAUGUACUUGAGGAAAAUUCAAAUUUUACGCGUAGGAUCAAAGGUGAUUGGGAGCAAUUGCAAAUUGAUUUAGAAACGGCAGAGGUCGAAGAACUCUCUGGCCCCAUGCCUAAGGAAUCUAUUCAAGACGAGAAUCUAUCGCUGAAUCAAAUUGUCAAUAGAUAUCAAGACUACAGUACGCAAACGCACAAGAACUUAUUUGUAAUGGAUCAUGAAAAAAUCAAUUUCGAACUUAUAGAGGCUCUACUAGAGUGGAUUAUUUUCGGUGAACACGAUUAUCCUAGAACCGGCUCUAUUUUAGUAUUUUUACCAGGAUUCGCUGAAAUUAUUACAAUGAAAGACAGAAUACACGUCAAUAAAUAUCUCUCCCCGAAGACUGGGAAAUUUAUUACUGUGCCAUUGCACUCAUCUUUGUCCAACGAAGAACAGAAUUUAGUUUUCAAAAAUACUGGAGACGUUAGAAAGAUCGUAUUGAGUACGAACCUUGCAGAAACAUCGAUUACAAUAGACGAUUGCGUUUUUGUGAUCGACAGUGGAAAGAUGAAAGAGACCAGGUUUAAUUCGAAUCAGAACAUGGAAAGCUUAGAAACGUGUUGGGUAUCGCGUGCAAAUGCGUUGCAACGAAAAGGUCGAGCUGGUCGUGUGAUGCCUGGAGUAUGCAUUCAUUUGUACACCUCGUACAAGUUUAAAUAUAAUUUCGCAGCACAACCAGUACCUGAGAUACUACGAAUCCCAUUAGAACCACUAUUAUUACGAAUUCAACUUUUGAAUGCAGGAAAGAAGAUCGAUGUACAUAAAGUUUUAGGUAAAAUGUUGGAACCGCCGACGGAUGAAAAUAUCUCGAGCGCGAUUAAACGUCUGCAAGAUGUUGGUGCAUUUAACUCCGAAUGUACGUUAACACCGUUAGGUCAUCAUCUCGCAGCGUUGCCCGUGAACGUGCGAAUUGGAAAGCUAAUAUUAUUUGGAGCAAUUUUCUGCUGCCUUGACUCCGCGCUCACUAUCGCAGCCUGUUUAUCCCACAAGAACCCGUUUACUAUACCUUUCGAAAAGAGGCACGAGAUCGAUGCGAAAAAAGAAUUCUUUACUGCCAACUCCGAUCAACUGACCAUUCUCAAAGCAUACAAGAAAUGGUUGGAAGCAUGUACUCGCAGCAAUAUCGCAGGUCAUACAUUUGCAAAUGAAAAUUAUCUUUCCGUGCGUACAUUGUAUACUUUGGCGGACAUAAAAUAUCAGUUCUUAGAACUACUAGUUUCGAUCGGUUUCGUCUCUAUUAAUUUACCUAAACGGCAGCCGAACGUUGAUAAGAUCAUGGAGAUCACUGGACUUGAUCUGAACAUCAACAAUGACAAUUACAAACUACUUCAAGGUUUACUCUGUGCUGCGUUAUACCCUAACGUAGUAAAAGUUUUCACGCCAGAAAAAUCAUUUCAAGUUCAAUCUGCUGGAGCGAUUCCUAUACAUCCUAAGCCCGAAGAGCUUAGAUUCCAAACUAAGAACGAUGGUUUUGUCAGCAUUCACCCAUCCUCUGUUAACUUUCACGUUGGCCAUUUUUCUAGUCCGUAUUUAGUAUUCCAAGAGAAAGUGAAAACGAGCAAAGUAUUUAUUAAAGAAGUAUCAAUGGUGCCAAUUUUACCGUUAAUCUUAUUUUCUGAUUACGAACUGAAGAUAGAACAGCAUAAUGGGAUAUUUAUUAUAUCAUUAGAAGAUGGUUGGAGUUUAUUCAGCGUUGAAUCGCAUAGGGUGGCUCAACUUUUACAAAGGAUGAGAAUGGAACUAGUGAAAUUGUUAGAACAAAAAAUGAAGGACCCUCUUUUGAAUCUUUUGAAUUAUCAGAGUGGAAAAAAGAUUAUUCAAACUAUUGUAAAUGUGGUCACGAGAGAAUAAAAUACGUCUUACAAAUACA